GGCUUGCUGUAGCUGGCGGGGAGCGUUACGUGGCCGGACUAUUGAUCGUCUCCAUUCGCCGCUCAACCUCUGUGGAUCGGUUGAUGCGCGUUUAAUUCACAGGGCCCAAGCUACAAACCUCAGAGGGUGGAAGGAAGGUCACAUGAGGCAAAUAGCAAGAAAGUGGCCAUCUACAAGUUGUGAGGAAAGCUCUCACCAGAAACCGAAGUGGCUAGCACCUUGAUCAUGGACUUCUAGCCUCCAAAACUCUCCCAUCUCCACCGAAGAUCCCAACGAGACGACAUGCCUCCCAAGAAGCCUGAGCCUAAGAAGGAAGCGGCCAAGGCCGCCCCAGCCCCUGCCCCGGCCCCAGCUCCUGAGCCCCCCAAGGAACCUGCCUUUGACCCCAAGAGUGUCAAGAUAGACUUCACGGCCGACCAGAUUGAAGAGUUCAAAGAGGCUUUCUCGUUGUUUGACCGGACGCCGACUGGAGAGAUGAAGAUCACCUACGGGCAGUGCGGGGACGUGCUGCGGGCCCUGGGCCAGAACCCCACCAACGCCGAGGUGCUGCGUGUCCUGGGCAAACCCAAGCCUGAAGAGAUGAAUGCCAAGAUGCUGGACUUCGAGACGUUCCUGCCCAUCCUGCAGCACAUCUCCCGCAACAAGGAGCAGGGCACCUAUGAGGACUUCGUGGAGGGGCUGCGUGUUUUCGACAAGGAGAGCAAUGGCACGGUCAUGGGUGCUGAGCUCCGCCAUGUCCUCGCCACCCUGGGAGAGAAGAUGACCGAGGCUGAGGUGGAGCAGCUGUUGGCGGGGCAAGAGGAUGCCAAUGGCUGUAUCAAUUACGAAGCCUUUGUCAAACACAUCAUGUCUGGAUAAAGCAGACCCCUCGCCGGUGCCUGUUCUGGGCCUUAGCCUUUCUGGAGUGAAUUAAGCCAGAGACCCAGAGAGACUGAGCUGGAGCUGGGGUCCUGGACUUACCCGACACAACAUGACUCCUUGGGCCCCGAACCCUCCCUGUAAAUAAACGGUUCUGGCAAGCCUGGGCCAAAUACUCUGA
Molecule: messenger RNA, 1039 nt
Organism: Mustela lutreola (European mink)
Lineage: Eukaryota; Metazoa; Chordata; Mammalia; Carnivora; Mustelidae
Gene: MYL4
Product: myosin light chain 4
Exons: 9
Coding region: 283-858 (191 amino acids)
Cellular component (GO): myosin II complex
Molecular function (GO): calcium ion binding
Source: RefSeq, a predicted model, not a curated record